Molecule: messenger RNA, 798 nt
Organism: Gorilla gorilla gorilla (western lowland gorilla)
Lineage: Eukaryota; Metazoa; Chordata; Mammalia; Primates; Hominidae
Gene: MIR9-1HG
Product: MIR9-1 host gene
Exons: 6
Coding region: 181-798 (205 amino acids)
Source: RefSeq, a predicted model, not a curated record
UGUACCAUUCUGGGCCCCAGCUUCCACCAAAUAUCGGGAUCCCAGCCCUGGAAACCAACCCCCAAAUUGCUCUCCCUCCUCUAGGAAAAAGAUAAUUUAUCUCCCAUUUUGACUCUGUGGUCCCACCCCUUCUCUUCUCUUGUCUAGACUUCCAAGUGCUGGCCUUCAUCUCCCCGCAAGAUGCGCCCCCCUCCAACUCUCAGCCUUCAUCUUCCUACUGUCACUGUCUCCUUCACAAGGAGAGCAGCAAGAGAAAGAAAGAGAGAGGCAAGCGAAAUUCCUGAAUGGAUAGACAGAUGCUACGUCAUCGGAGCUGCAUCCUCCACUCCACAAGAGGCUAGGAGCUGGGGGGAGAGAGGCAGUCCAGCCGCAGGGGCCACCCGAACAGUCUCUCCUCCUCACAGAAGCCUGGAGCUGGGCAUCCAAGAAGAAGCAGCCUCAUUUGUUUUCUGGUGUCAUCAUAGGUGGCCACCUAUGGCUUUUGGCUUCUCACCUGGGGCGGGUGGGUUCUGCACCACCCUCCCACCCUCCUUCCUCCGUGUGGACGAUAGAGCCACAUCCAGCACCACGGACAGCUCCCGGGCGCACUGGAAGCUGAGGGUUCUGACAGCGGCAGGCCACAUAGGCAAGGAAGCUGGUGCAUGCAGUGUCUCUGGGCAAGGUUAUGCAACCUUCAUCUCCUUGUCCUCCAGGCAGCACAAGCCAUUGUGGAAUCUCCACCGGGUGUACAGAACGGUGCCUCUGCGUCCUGCCACUCAGGACCUCUCAAGUCCCCGAUGUGAUGAUGAUCAGGAGUGA